Messenger RNA from Porites lobata, 11332 nucleotides. NCBI's taxonomy places the organism in Eukaryota, Metazoa, Cnidaria, Anthozoa, Scleractinia, Poritidae. The record is from the annotation of a GenBank genome assembly.
AUGGACGAAAAGUUGGUGAAAGAUUUGAGCUUUGAAGCCCAUCGGAAGAUGGACGUUCUCCUUCUUCCGUCAAAUCCGGGUCGAGACUGGAAAACGCUCGCGGACAAGAUGGGGUACCCGAUGGAGACCAUCUUGUAUUUUGAAUCAAAGAAAGAUAAAGGCCCUGUGAUGGAAUUGAUUAAAGACUAUGAGGACAGAGGAAAGACGAUCUCAGAACUAAUAUCCUUUUUGAGUGAAAUGGAACGAUUUGAUUUGAUUCAAGACCUUGAACCAUUUAUAGGUAAGUUUACGUUUUCAUUUAGUAAAACGGUAUCGAUCGAACAUCAUUGCGAAGCUCACAUGUAUUUUGGCUAGUAAAAGCUUAUUAUCUGUAUAAUUUGUUAAUCAGGUAAUAUCUUUCCUUUGUCUAACAUUUGAGGUGCAUUUGUAGUUGCUUUUUUAUCGGUUUAAAUGCAAUCUUACAAGUUCCAAGUGCGAGUAUGACGAAGGUUUGAACACUCGUUCAUUGUUUGCAAGCCAGUCAGUUCCGCUUCGCCUUAUCAAUAUUCUUCUUAAUUUUUAUGAUUAUUCCUGUCAGUCUGGCCAAAGUCCAGUUCAAUUUACUCCUUGUUUAAUUACAACAUCAUUUAACCUUUUAAGUUUCAUUUAAAGCGUCCAUUGAUGAACUGUUUUGCAACCAGAAAUUGAAUAAAACAUUGGCAUGGUUUAAAGACGUUGUGAAUCCUGUGAAAGCCUCUACUAAAAGUCUUAAGAUCGAGUUGCAGUCUGCAGUUUGUAUAUCCCCCGUGAUCUUGGGGAGUCAAAGAGCAAAUGCUCAUCUUCCCGUCCGAACGAGUCAAAGAUUCUUGAAAUCCAGUCCCCAAGUUAACCGCCGUACUAUUAAAUCUGAAAGACUCCUGUAUGUCUUAAAUUUUGUAAGACCUCUAACUGUGCUGUAGAAAAUUAAAUUAUGAAUUAAAAGAAAAAAAUUUCACUGCUAGGGCUUGAACCCCGUACUGCAUGGUCAUCAGGUACACAAUCUAAGAACUGUGGGGCAGAAGCACAUUGCAGACGCAUCGCAAAUGUUUUUAUACGUCAAUGUUUCCUCUUAUUUUAAAGCUGUUGCCCCAAAUCGCUUCCAUUUUCUCUGCAAAAUACUUCUGCCAUCGAAUUGAAUCACCAAAAGCAUUUUUUAACCCCUUUUCAAAGCUGCCCAUGGACUUACAGACUUACUCACAACACCAUGACGUGGUGGCUACCUCCUUCCCUAAAUGGAGGCAGUAGCCACGAAAGGGGACGUUUUUGGAGUGACAUGGCCACGCCUACGAGCACUGAAGGCGCGAGCCUCUAAGAUGCUAUUUGCUACAUUUUGAGAUCACAGUCGAUGGAAAAUAGUGGAGUUUUUAAUGACUUUCUCAUUGAAUAAACUGAAACACAAGUCGAGCGCAAUGAGAGCGUGCCACGAGUGAACGCAAACCUUUCACAAAGUCAGGGUAAUCCAGUGCACACCCAAAAUUAUUGUAGGCUCAUGUUCGGAUGCCAAAAGGGUAAAAAUGGCUGAGAAACCACGGAAAAAAGAGACUGGUUAAACAAGGAAAAUAUUAUUUUUCUUUGGCUAGGAAGAGUUCCAAACACCGCAAGAAUACUAAGUGAAAACAGGUGGAUGGAAAUAUUGUUUGUUUGAAGAAAGUGAAGUUAGAGUUAGGAUUAAAAAAUGCAGACGCUGGUCAAAUUUAUGGAUAACGAAGAUCUUGUUGUCUCUUGACACACAGCUCUAGUGUCUAGAAGCUGUUUGAAGCCAUUUUCAAGUGUUUUUUAGGGGGGUCUUUGUUUUCUAUAUCGGGGUAGAGGGGGGGGGGUGUAGAAAAUGAAGACAAAGACCCUGGUCAAGUUUAAUGAAGAUCUUGUUGUUUCUUACACACCUCAGCUUGAGAUAACCGUUUCUUGCUAUUUAUAAGUAAUUUUUUUUUUGGCGGGGGGCCUCUUUGUUUUUGGGUCUUAGGUCUUUCUUUUCUACCCACCCUCAUUCCAACACCUUCUAAGUGUUCUUCUAAGAAAGGCAUCUUAAACAUUAGACAUGAAAAUGUUGAAGAAAAUAACCGAAGAAUGGCAUGGACCAACACCAUUACUGUAGACUGUUCUAUGUUGGAAGACUGUUUGAAAAACUUCAAUCUCAAUCUCAAACUUCAAUCUCUCUCUUAAAACCUGUGUAAAGUGGUCUGAUAUCUGCCAUUUCUAGCUGCUCAGGGGUAGCUUAUCACUGACUGCAAGUUCAGAAAAACUUGAACACCUGAAAUAUUUAGAACAGGAAAUUGUUGUUUGUGUAGUGUCCUAUCACAAUGAAGAUCAGUACACACAAGCAAAUCACAAAACCAGACACUAAUUCCUUCCUCUGCUGCUUGCAGUUCUCUUUUCUUAGUUUAUUGCCUGAUUGCCUUUUUCCUUGCAACACAAUAAUAUAAUUUCCACAUAUAUUUUGGUGUUCAUGAGGUUUUUCUAAUUUUCACAGCAUUAUCUACCUGUGUGCGUUCACAAUCGUCUGAAAUCAAACGCUACAACUACUGAUGCAUUAGGCUGUGUCUUACUUACAACUAAAUUGAGAAUCAACCUAGGCUAAAUUUUAGCCUAGGUUGAUUCUCAAUUUCCUUUUGUCUCCUAGCCCUAAUAAUUUAUUAUUCAUGAAUUAGGAGACAGGAGACGGGAGACUAAAAGGCAAAGGACACAGAGAAUCAACCUACUAUUGGCGACAAAAUUAGUUCAGACACUUUGCCCUAAAAGGCCUUUCUGACGUUUUACUGAUUUUAAAAGGAGCAAAUAAUAAAGCUUUCCUUCCCCUAUCCCCUCCAUGCAAUGUUGUACUGCUGUUCAAGCCACCUGCAGAGAACAACAAACACCCCAACUUUGAAUGGAGGGGAGGGGUAGGGGUGUGGAUUGUUUUGUUCUAUGAAGUUACUCUAUUUGAGUACAGUGUCUCAGCAAUUUUGUUGCCAAUUAUAGGUUAAAAAUUUUAGCCUGAAUUCAACAUAUCCAAGACUGUAACUGUCGUUAAUUGUGUCUGUAACUAUCUAAUAUAAUUUGACAGAUAAAAUUUGAAAGUAGAUAUAGGUUUUUAUUGAUUUCAGAGGUAGAGGUGAUUGCAAAAUUAUUUAUUGCAUUAGGAAUCAUUCAUAGUUAAGUUAUUUUUUAAAAGGGUGAUUUAGAAGUGAAUUGUUUUAAUGUACUCCACAAGUUUGGUACAUCCAUGUGAAGUGCUUUUCAUGUUGUAUGUUAUGUCACUGCCCCCAGAUGAUAGAUAUACCAUGAUACACACCUGUCAGUAAACUGGUCUUCAAAUUAUAUCAACUUAGAGACAAACAUGCCAUUAUAUUCUCUGACAUUGUUUCUAUCACCAAAAAGUAACCAGAGUUCAAACUUUGAAUAGCUGGGGAAACCGUCAAAUGAAAGUUUUAUAUUUCAUGACUAAAUAGUUUGUCUAAGAAUUUUUUUAGCCACUGAUACUUAAUAUGUUUCUCAUUAAUAUUUCUGCAUUGUGAUACAACUACAGAAAAGACUCCUACUCCAGUUGAGAGGCAGGAAAGAGAAAGACGGGAAUUUGAGCAGCGUCAAACUCAAGUUGGUAAGUCAUAUAUUUACACUGGCACAAAUAUAGUUAAUAUCUGUUUAUAUGAAUUUUCCAGAAAACAACAACCAGUUGCAAAAAUGUUGAGACACUCUGACAAAAAACCGGCCUUUCUUGCUGCAAAUCGCUGCUAGUCACAGAUCUCUGAGGUAUAACAUUCACCAACUCCCUCCCCUCCAUUCAAAGUUGUUUCUUCAUGUUUUGAGCAUGGGCUUGAAUUGCAAGCAACUUUGACAAAGGGAUGAGGAGGGAUCACAAACACAAGAUGGUGGACAGGCCAUUUAAGCCCAAAUAAGGCACAGUGUUUCAAGUCUUCUUGCAAUGGGUUGAAGCCUUGGGGUCUUGGAGCAAAUGGAAGUAGAACUUGCUUCCAUAUUGAGGACUACGAGUUGCGUUACCUUCGGGUGUUGACGCAUUGGUUGAAGUUUCCCUUAAUUGAACUUUGAAAAAUCACACAUUUGAUAUGGCUAGAUUUUCAAUGCCUUUUUGGUAGUGUAAAACCACAGGUAGUUUGAGUGAAUGAGAUUGAAACCUUUUCAAAUUUAUUUAGAGAUUGUGAGAUUUUUUGUUGGUGUUAACUAAUUCCCACAUACAAUCACCAAACAAAUUCAUUAUGAUUGAUGAAGAGCUGUCAGGCCAUCAAUAUUGUUAAUAAAUACAUCGCUACCGCUCUAAUGCAAAUCUUUUGCAAGAAAAUUCUUCUCACAUCCUACUAUUAGAGAAUUUAGCCACUAAGAACUAACUUUUAGUGCCAGGGUGUUGGCAAUGUAACAGGGGUUGACAGUAUUUUUUUUUGUCCCCUUAAUUUAAUUGCUGUGGCUAUAUGGCCGGUAACUGGUCAAGGUUUUCAAAAUACUAAAUGGCCAGCAGUUCUAUAUUCUCAGUAAAUUUCACAAAAUCGAAAGAUUCCAGCUAAUCUAAACUAUCAUAUGUCGAUUUAGAAAAGUCAAGUGAUCCUGAAGUGCUUUACAGAUCUCAAGUCUAGUGUUUGGUUUGCGCUGGGCUCAGAGGAGGAAAUCAUGUUUUGUGACAGAAAAUUUUUUCAGCUUGACUGCCGGUCAAGGUUUUCAAAACACUAAAUGGCCGGCAGUUCUAUAUUCGCAGUAAAUUUCAAAAAAUCGAAAGAUUCCAGCUAAUCUAAACUAUCAUAUGUUGAUUUAGAGAAGUUAAGUGAUCCUGAAAUGCUUUACAGAUCUCAAGUCUAAUGUUUGGUUUACGCUGAACCAUGUUUUGUGACAGUUUUCAGCUCGACUGUCGGUCAAGGUUUUCAAAACACUAAAUGGCUGGCAGUCCUAUAUUCUCAGUAAAUUUCACAAAAUCGAAAAAUUCCAGCUAAUCUAAACUAUAACAUGUCGUGAUCCUGAUCAAACCAGCCGAUUUUAUGGGAUUUCUAUAUCAUAUUCUUGUUGGUCGCGAGUCUUUGGAUGUUCGUUACUGUUUUCUGUCCAAAGUGUGGCGUGACAGGCACGAUAAAAACAGAUAAACAGCUGGCCUGACGGGGUGUGACGAUAGUAACCUCUGUGAGUCGUGGAAAAGAGAUGUCAGGACACUUUUAUACUUAUGGCUGGUUUUUUUCGAUUUUGUGAAAUUUACUGGGAAUAUAGAACUGCCGGCCAAUUAGUGUUUUGAAAACCUUGACCGGCAGUCGAGCUGAAAAAAUUUUUAAGUGUCAUAAAACAUGAUUUCCUCCUGAGCCCAGCGCAAACCAAACACUAGCAUUUCAGGAUCGCUUGACUUUUCUUCUAAAUCGACAUAUGAUAGUUUAGAUUAGCUGGAACCUUUCGAUUUUGUGAAAUUUACUGAGAAUAACGGACUGCCGGUCAUUGAGUAUUCUGAAAACCUUGACCGGCAGUCGAGCUGAAAACUGUCACAAAACAUGGUUCAGCGUAAACCAAUCAUUAGACCUGAGAUCUGUAAAGCAUUUCAGGAUCGCUUGACUUUUCUAAAUUGACGUAUGAUAGUUUACAUUAACUGGAAUCUUUCAAUUUUGUGAAAUUUACUAAGAAUAUAGAACUGCCGGCCAUUUAGUGUUUUGAAAACCUUGACCGACAGUCGAGCUGAAAAAAUUUACUAAGUGUCACAAAACAUGAUUUCCUUCUCUGAGCCCAGCGCAAACCAAACACUAGACUUGAGAUCUGUAAAGCAUUUCAGGAUCACUUGACUUUUCUAAAUCGACAUAUGAUAGUUUAGAUUAGCUGGAAUCUUUCGAUUUUGUGAAAUUUACUGAGAAUAUAGAACUGCUGGCCAUUUAGUAUUUUGAAAAACUUGACCGGUUACCGGCCAUAUAGCCACAGCGUAAUUUAAUCUGACUUUUCUGACACCAUGUACUGAAAAGAAGAAGAGGUCUUUUUCAUCAAAGUUAAUAAUGUUUUUUGUUCUUGUUGCAGAAAGGAACAGAGAGAUUAAAACAGGUAAGAUAGUCAUUUACCUCUUUUUCUUUUUAAUAGUUUAUCUUUCAUUAUCUUAGUACUGAUGACACAAAAUGUAAUAAAUCAUACAAACAAAUCAUACUAAUUAAGAGUUAUUUUUCAAUGUCAUUUCCAGAAAAAGACAUUUGAAAACUUCUUCUGGGAAUGGUUAUCUACAAAACUGAGACCUAAGACAAAAAAACUAAGCCCCAAAAAGUUAGUCGGGCCCCGUGGAAAACUAUUUAGUAAAUGUUAAGAAUGUUUAAUGAGAGGCAUAUAUCAGUUCUCAGUUAAGAUUAUAGUUUUGUUCUUUUUUAUUGGCUGCGCAAUCCAUCAUUAGACAGGUUUCAGUUAGAUGAAUGUUGUUUCAUCAGAUUUAUUGUUCUUCAAUUUUGUUGUGUUAUAAAAUAGAUAAAGGGCUUCAUUAAAAUAAUUAGGGUACUAGUAUUAUUGAUGAAUUGCCCCUCACUUUGUAAACAUUGAUAAUAAACUUUAUAAUUUGACUGGUGACAAUGAUAUAAAAUUAGAUUGGAUAGAAUUUAACUGCCAACAACACCUAACCUCUGCAAGGAGUAAAGGUCCCACAAUUAUCCAUGCAAGUCCACGCAAAUUGAAAUUCAAGCCACUGAUCAAUGGUGUGGUGUUGCAUGGCUAUCUUGAUUUACUUCACCUGAGAUGCAAAGUUACCAAAGAUAUGAAGGAAUGCCUCUUUGUUCAGUGUUGCUUUUCAAUAUGAUCUCCUCUCUUUCAAUAACUAGAUGGCAAAAAAAAUUAACCCAUUUAAUAAUUUGGGCUGGCUCCUCAGAGCUUCUGACUAGUAAACUUCAGCAGCUUGACUAAAUGAAAAGCGAUUUUCAUCUCUCACCCUGGUUAAAACACAGUUUGAUGUAACAGCUAUUCAAGGAAGUUUUUAAUUUCCCAGGGAGUCUUUUAAGUCUUUAAUUGGUCUAACUAAAUGUCUUAGGUGUUAGUUUUCUAGAAACUGUUAGAAACAUUAUUUUUUUCAAAUCAAAUCGCUACAUUAAAGUUUUUAGGGCUGGAAUUUUCCUCAUUUGAAUUAUGUUUGUUUUUUAUGUUUUUAUUUACUAUAUUUCGUACUGUUAAUUCUGUCAUUGCUAGUUUGUCCACAUUAUGAUGUGUUCAUCUGUUAUGCUGGUCCUGACAAGUCAUUUGCUGAUGAGAUUCUUCACUAUCUGGAAAAAGCGCCCUACUACAUGAAAGUGUGCAUUGAUUAUCGGGAUUUCUUGCCUGGUGCCGAUCUCUUGGAAACUGCAGCCAAAGCUAUUGAGGAACGAUGCAAUAAAGUUCUACUCAUCCUAUCAGAAAACUUUCACAAAUGUGAAGUUGCAGACUUCCAGGCCAAAAUUGCCUUAAGCCUUUCUCCAGGUUUGUUUUUGAAACCAUUGCUGAUUUCCUGCUUUUGCUGUAUUUUUUUGCAGUGGUGGGGUCGGGGGAAGGAGUGUCUCUGAAAAGGUCGAAGUCGCGAGAGGUCGACUUGUCUCGCUAGAUAGGUUUUCAUUUGCAUUUCGCGCCAAAAAUGGGGAGUGGCGUGACUCACAUUUGGGGUUUCAGGUUUCAUUUGCCAGUCCUUGACUUGAAUGGCGGAAUGUGCUGAUUCCACUCCGACUAAAUCUAUUGAACGUGUGUGUGUAUCUCCAUCAUCGAAGGAGCAAAUUUGUUUACUUUGUGUGAAAGUUGUCUCUAACAAUGAUUUUAGGCGAAAGUUGACGAGCUCAGGGGGCCGGAAAAAAACAGAAAUUUGUUUCAAUCUCGAGUCAAUACUGGGAAAGGAGAUUUCACAACCAAGGAAUCCUUGACAUCCGCACACGUUUUAAACCUACAGAGACUUUUCAAUACACGCAUUUCUCUUCCUGUAACCCUCAUGAGGUCAGAAAAGGUCUCAUAAAGGGCGAAGCCAUUAGACUGUUGAGAACUAACUCCUCAGCUAAAUCCGUCUACGAAAACAUCUACAACUUCAAAAAACGCCUUAGCGCUAGAGGUUACCCUCACAAUCUCAUAGAAAAAAUCACCUCUGAGGUUAAAUUUAUCAAACGGAAGUCAGCUUUACAAAAGAACAAUGAAGUGUGAAAGAAAAUUUUGCCUUUCGUUACCACAUACCACCCUGCUUUGCAGAACCUUAAAAACAUUUUAAUGAGCUAAUGGCACUUACUUCAAGAUCAACCACUACUGAGAGAAAUAUACAAGGAGCCUCCCAUCAUUUCAUAUAAAAGAGCAAAAUCGCUGGGAGAUAUCCUCGUUAGAGCAAAACUAUAAGGACACGUAUCACACUAUCACAAGCUGAUGAGUCGUGUUUGGCCAUUCAACACCUUCCACUUCGCAAUCGACCGCAAGUCAUGUUUCAAUGUGCUUAGUACUUGUUAGUGACAGCUUUAUCCCCAAGGGUCCUUGGGAGCUACUCUGAUUGGUCCAAGUGCACCGACCUGUUUUUGGGUCGGUAAAAUUGGGGCUAAUCAGGUAUGAAAAGUCCUUCGUUCGCGCCAUAUGAAAUCUGACGAAGGACUUUUUGAAAGUCUAAUAAAAUGGCACCUCCAAUAUUGGAUUUUUCCACAGUGUACGUGUUUCAAUGUCUACCACCGAAUUUCCAGGAUUUUUCACCCUCUAAAAAGCCUGUUGACUGUAGUACUUUUAAGCAGAUGGAAAAAGUAUAACUUUAUAGUUCGACUGUAGACAUAGAGAGUAAGGGACAGACAAGAAAAUGGGAUAUUUUCUUCCUCCUUCCCCAUCAUUGUUGUCGUUUGGCCUAAUACCUGCCUGCCUUUUUAUUUUUACUCCCCUAUUCCAAUCCAUUCCUCUUCAAAAAUUAAGGAUUGCAGUUACAUCCAGGAAAUAUAGUCCACAGGUUAGGCUACAUUUUGUUGGUAAUAGCCAUGGAAUAAGUUGUUUUCUCGCAGAAAUAAGGUACAUGGCAUGGGCCUUUAGGCUACGAAAGUUUUGAAAAUUUUGCAUAAGCAUUGUUUUCAAUUUCUCUUGGGAUGAUUGCAAGUCCCACAAGGAACUAAAAACAUUUAUUAUGCAAAAUGUCAUUUAUGAAAAAGGCCCACUAAAAAAGGCACAUCUUUCAUCCAAGGUUUCACAGGGGGAGGGGUAAUGAAAUCUUGUUAUUUUACUAUUAAGUUGUAAGCAGGUUAAAUUGACUCUGAGUUGCAAAAAAGAAUGAUGGAAACAAGAUCACAAAAUCUUUACCAUAAUAAAGUAGUAUAGUGUAUCUUAUUUUUAAGAAUAUUAUGAAAAAAGUGUUAAAGUGCAACUUCUUGAAACGUGUCACUUAUUUGAAGAUUAUCCAAUCACAACGAAUUUUGGAAACAAACGAUUCUCAAGUUUUUUUUGCAAACAGAUCAAUAACGUUGAUGAAUUUGAGGGCUGUUUCUUGAGAGGUCCAUUUUGAAGUUUUCAACGGUUGCAUAGUUGAACCUUGAAUUUUAUUGGUCCAUUUGGAAAAAAACUUAAGAAUGAUUUGUUUUCAAAAAACAUUGUGAUUUUGUACUUGCUGAACCUCCAAGUGCCCCGGUUCAAAUAGUCAUGCGGUAAAUCGUAUUUUCACCAGGUAGCAAUUCACUGUAUUUCUUACUUAACAUCCUUUCAUAUUAUUUUCCCAGGGGCCAAAAAAAUGAUCCUAAUACCAAUUUUGUACAGACCCUGUCAAAUUCCUUCAACACUGCGAUUCAUCACAUAUCUGGACUACACAACAGAACAUGCUAGGAAAUACUUCUGGAACAAACUUUUAGCUUCUCUUGGUUACAAGGGUAACCUAGAAUGCAAUGGUAAAGCAUAACACACUUCGGAUUCUAUGAUGAAAAAUGAAGGAAGAACUAGGAAGAAGUAAAACAGUGCAAGUAACAGGCAAUAUGUCUGAUGGAAAAUGAAGCUACAACUGCAUGCACAAUCUUCUGUAUCUAAGAAGAGGCUAUUGCAACCAUGAGGGUGAACAUGUCAUUUUGUAAAUUCCCAAGACAUCUAGUUCAAUCAAGGAUUCUUGCUAAUUAGUCAAUUUUCUCUUUUGUUGUUUGGCACCCUGUGAAAGGAUCCGGCCUGGAGAAACCACUACUCACAGGGUAGUUAUUUGGUUGUUUGCUCUAUAAAUUCUAAAUUUUAUUGAUUGGUAGAUUCCUAUUUUAACCCAUUCACUGCUUAAUUUUUCACCAGAAAUAAUAAUUAUUGCUAAAAGGAGCCUAUAAGAGGUCUACAUUUUCCCAAACACAGAAACAGCUUCUCUAUUUUUUCAUUUGCCCUCCUCCUACACCCUUUGCAUCAUGCUUUGCACUUGCGCUCUGUUUAUCAGGUUCCGUCAGUCUUUUAAUGAGGAAAUGGAAAGGCUCUGAACAGUCCAAAAUUUCAAAAAUAGCUUUCUUUUCUCCUUGUUCUCUUGGAUUCUCUUCUCUAGUUUUGUUCCUCUACCGGGCUUUUGGUAGCCUUCAUACCUGUAGUCAAAAGGUUUUUUGAGACCUUGAAACACAUAAUUUUUUAACAUAACAUUUUUAGCCUAAUUUAUGCGCCAAUUUUACAUACCUGGCAUGUAUUUCUGGCUCGUCUAAUGAGCCCAGUUUCAAAUUCAUCACGGCCGCUGAAUAGAAGCAUUGAAGGCUCAUUUAUACAGGGUUAGCCUCAACCUAAGGUAAAUAUAUUCACAAAUUCCAUUGAGAAGAAGACCUGUAUCUAUUGUUUUGAACUCAAAUUCAGGCAUCUUCUCGCCGGUAUUUGUGAAUAUUUUACUUUGCAUCGAGCUUGACCCUGGAUGAAUGAGUCUUCAGUGCUUCUAUUCAGCAGCCACGAAGAAUUCGGAACUGGACUAUUGUUCGCUUUCGUGUUGUGCGUCAAUGUUAUCUGUGAAUGUCACAGGUGGUAGAGUGAUCAUGUUUCAUAGGCUUUUUUUUGUUUGUGAGUCAAGUGUGAAUGGGUGAGAAAACUUUAAUCAAAGUGUAUUAUUUUAAUUGGUAAGAUUUUCAUUAUCCCCCUCAAGUUCUUUCAAUAGUCAUUAAGUUGACUGAGCCCACAUCUCAUAGCUGUAUAGCCAAUGUACAAUCAGUGGAGGUGUUUUUGGAUCAGGUAUCACGUAAGAGCAAUAAUUUUUUCUGUAAUUUGUCUCAGAGCACUGUUUCACAAAUUUUACAUUGUAUUUGCCAAAGAAUUUCAAACAAACUUGUCACGUGACUGUAGAUCCAAGGACACCGCCUUAUUGUGCAUGGCUAACCAUUUUGGAUCAUUUAACCUUUUUAUACCUUGUAUAGUGUACAGACUUAAGAGUGUAUGUGCUUCUCCUGGUCCUCUUCAUUGCUAUGUCGUCAGCUACAGUCUGUGAUAUGCAUUU